Hippoglossus stenolepis (Pacific halibut) is the source of this 1811-nucleotide messenger RNA. RefSeq names its product T-box transcription factor Tb (gene tbxtb). Gene Ontology annotation, molecular function: DNA-binding transcription factor activity, RNA polymerase II-specific; RNA polymerase II cis-regulatory region sequence-specific DNA binding. The transcript is spliced from 8 exons. Gene Ontology annotation, cellular component: nucleus. Lineage: Eukaryota; Metazoa; Chordata; Actinopteri; Pleuronectiformes; Pleuronectidae. Gene Ontology annotation, biological process: positive regulation of DNA-templated transcription; cell fate specification; regulation of transcription by RNA polymerase II. The record is from RefSeq and is a predicted model, not a curated record. The coding region runs from base 1 to 1311 and encodes 436 amino acids.
AUGGCCUCAGGCGCUGGUGAGUGCCCCGGGAAGGCCAGCAAUUACCGGGUGGACCACCUCCUCAGUGCGGUGGAGAGUGAGCUGCAGGCCGGCAGCGAGAAGGGCGACCCCACGGAGAGGGAGCUGAAGGUGACCCUGGAUGAGAACGAGCUUUGGCAGAAAUUUAAGGAUCUUACAAAUGAAAUGAUAGUGACGAAGAACGGCAGGCGCAUGUUUCCUGUGCUGAAAGUCAACGUGUCCGGGUUGGACCCGAACGCCAUGUAUUCUUUUUUGCUGGACUUUGUGUCUGCGGACAACCACAGGUGGAAAUACGUGAACGGGGAGUGGGUCCCCGGAGGGAAGCCUGAGCCUCAGACUCCCAGCUGCGUGUACAUCCACCCAGACUCCCCAAACUUCGGAGCGCACUGGAUGAAAGCUCCGGUCUCCUGUAGUAAAGUGAAACUCACCAACAAACUCAACGGAGGCGGUCAGAUUAUGUUAAAUUCCUUACACAAAUACGAGCCACGCAUCCACAUCGUGCGCGUCGGAGGCCCGAGGAGGAUGAUCACCAGCCACUCUUUCCCAGAGACACAGUUCAUUGCAGUGACAGCAUACCAAAACGAAGAGGUAACUGCUCUUAAAAUAAAGUACAAUCCUUUUGCCAAGGCCUUCCUGGAUUCAAAGGAGAGAAGUGAUACCAGAGACAUCAGAGAAGAUGCCAAUGAAAACCAACAAACAACUUACUCUCAAUUAGGUGGCUGGUUUAUUCCUGGCACAGGCUCCCUCUGCCCUCCUGCCAGUCCCCAUGGCCAGUUUGGGGGUCCCAUCUCCCUUUCACCAUCCCACGGCUGUGAACGCUACUCCACCCUGAGGAACCACCGCUCUGCCCCGUACACCAGCCGGUACGCCCAUCGGACCAACUCGCCCACUGGGUACUCCGAUAACUCAUCAGCUUGUCUGUCCAUGCUCUCAAACCAUGAUAACUGGUCCAGUCUGCAGAUGCCAUCACACUCCAGCAUGAUGCCCAUGGCCCACAAUUCAACCUCUGGUGCCAACUCUAGUCAGUACACCAGCUUGUGGUCAGUGAGUAACUCACCCCUGACCCCCGUGUCCCAGAAUGGAGACUUAAACAACAGCCUGACAUCCCAGGUCCUGCGAGGGUCCAGCAACUACUACCCAGGCCUGGCUCACUCAGUCACAGUGCCCUCCUCUGGCUCUUCCAUGUAUGACAGCGGCGCAGCCACAGAUGUGCAUGACACAGCUCAGUAUGACGCCUCUCCACACGCGCGAAUCCCAUCAUCCUGGACCCCUGUCACACCUCCGUCCCUUUGAUGGGAGGGUGCUGGGAUAGAGAUGUUUUCAGGGAGCUUGAAUUAAUCUAAGAUCUUUUCAAUCAAACAAAUAUCCACUUUUCUGUUGGUCAAAUAAAAAUAGAGUUCUUGAAGUGAAAGGUUUACUUUAUAAUGUUAUAAAACACGUACAGUUUACAUAUGUAUUAUAAUUCAAUAUUUCAUAUAAAGUAUAUAUUUUUGGUUGAUUUUCCACCAUAUGUUGAUGUUCAGCAGAGCAGCAAAAAGUAAAUUUUAAUAUUUGUGACCAAAAAACAUUUGAACCUGCUUAUAUUAAGCAAAAAUCCAUGAUAUUCACAGAAUUAAGCAAAAAAACAUAUACAGCUGAAAAUGUAAACAUUGUUUAUAGUGUAAAUGAGAAAGCAAUUGAGGAUUAACAUGUAAAUAGAAUGAUGAAGCUUUUUGUGCUUCCAUGACCCUGUUUGAGUUCUUAUGUUCCAGAUGAUUUUAAUGAUUAAAUCAGAAAAGAAAAUGUAAAUACUC